AACCUAGCUAACUAGCUUCAGUAGCACUGGUAGCAACUUGAGAGCAGCAUACAAGCCUUGUCAAAAUUAGUUGCCGCACAACACUGUCCUGGCGUUUGUUUUUGUCAACGAGGCGUUUGAAGGGCUGUGCGCACACUCUUCUCUAAAAGCGAAGUGCUGGACUGUAAAACUGGGGUGUCCAUCUCUUUUGAGUAAGCCCUGCUAGCAUCCACCCACUGGUCUCUAGAGGGGGCCCCAUCUGAGCAAGGGUCCCAACUGUAGCUCCAGGUCUCCUCUGUCUGUGUUAGUUCGGGCUUGUGUCGAGUCCUCUGGAGACUCUCAGCUUGUCCAGCUAAGAUGUCCUCCAUCCUGCCAUUCACCCCUCCCGUGGUGAAGAGGCUGCUGGGCUGGAAGAAGUCAUCCAGCGGCCAGGGCGGAGCGGGUGGUGGCGAGCAGAAUGGGCAAGAGGAGAAAUGGUGCGAGAAGGCUGUGAAGAGCUUAGUGAAGAAGUUAAAGAGGACGGGCCAGCUAGAUGAGCUGGAGAAAGCUAUCACAACACAGAACUGCAACACCAAGUGUGUCACCAUCCCCAGCAAUUGCUCUGAAAUAUGGGGACUGAGUACACCAAAUACGAUAGAAACGUGGGAUACAUCAGGCCUAUACAGCUACCCUGACCAAACCAGAUCCCUGGAUGGCCGCUUGCAGGUCUCCCACAGGAAGGGGCUUCCCCAUGUUAUCUAUUGCCGCUUGUGGCGAUGGCCGGACCUUCACAGCCACCAUGAGCUGCGUGCCAUCGAGGCCUGUGAGUAUGCCUUCCACCUCAAGAAGGACGAGGUCUGCAUCAACCCCUACCACUACCAGAGGGUGGAGACCCCAGUGCUGCCUCCUGUUCUUGUGCCAAGACACUCAGAAAUUCUGCCAGAGCUGCCACCUCUGGAUGACUACACUCAUUCCAUACCCGAGAACACAAACUUUCCAGCAGGAAUUGAACCUCCAAACAACUAUAUACCAGAGACGCCACCACCUGGCUACAUCAGUGAGGAUGGGGAGGCCAGCGAUCAACAGAUGAAUCAAAGUAUGGACACAGGUUCUCCAGCCGAGUUGUCCCCCAGCACGCUGUCUCCUGUCAAUCACAGCAUGGACUUGCAGCCGGUGACUUACUCGGAGCCGGCCUUCUGGUGCUCUAUAGCAUACUACGAGCUGAACCAGCGCGUGGGCGAGACGUUCCACGCAUCUCAGCCCUCGCUGACGGUGGACGGAUUCACAGAUCCAUCGAACUCGGAGCGUUUCUGCCUGGGCCUGCUGUCUAAUGUCAACAGGAACGCCACUGUGGAGAUGACCCGGAGACACAUAGGAAGAGGAGUUAGACUCUACUACAUUGGAGGGGAGGUAUUUGCUGAGUGCUUGAGUGAUAGCGCCAUCUUUGUCCAGAGUCCAAACUGCAAUCAGCGGUAUGGCUGGCAUCCAGCAACAGUGUGUAAAAUUCCUCCAGGCUGUAAUCUAAAAAUCUUCAACAACCAGGAAUUUGCAGCCCUGCUGGCUCAGUCAGUCAACCAGGGCUUUGAGGCUGUUUACCAGCUCACCAGGAUGUGCACCAUCCGCAUGAGCUUUGUUAAAGGCUGGGGAGCCGAGUACAGGCGGCAAACUGUCACUAGCACUCCAUGCUGGAUAGAGCUGCAUUUGAACGGCCCCCUGCAGUGGCUGGACAAGGUUCUAACCCAGAUGGGUUCCCCAUCUGCACGUUGCUCCAGUAUGUCCUAAACAGCUAAGGAAACACCCAAAAAAACUCAGCCCAUUACAAAGAUCAUUAAAUUUUAAACUUGUGAGUCCUCUCAUGAAAAAAAUGGAAACCCAACAGAAAGUAUUUUCUGUAACAUACUUCAUAGUAUUUGUGGCCCGGUUCCACAUCCCUCAAUAAACUUUACACACACACAGAGAAGAACAAAUGCACCCACACUGUCACAAACAAACACACACACACAACACACACUUUUCAGUAAAAAAAAAAAUUGGCACUUUGUUACCCAUCUAUGUCAUGCACCUUGUUAAAUUGCUUUUCCCCAAAUCCUUAAUAUUAGAUCUAUUUGUGGUACAAAUGAAAUGUAUAUUGGUUUUUAGUCCAGGAAGUAGGGGAAAUACCAAAAAUAUCUGUGAAUAGUUUCUCAGUAUUGAAGAUUGCUUGUAUGAGUAACAGGAGCUUGAAUGCUAAAAUGAUUUUCGUUCCAGCCCCCCAACCAUUGUUCUGAACCUAAGUUUAAUUUUCUCCGGCAAACUUGGCCCCAUCUUUUGUGAAGGGGAGGAGGCUUGGUGAAGAAACGAUGGCCUUGGUGGUCGUUCUCCUAUGAAGGAAAACGCCACAAUGUGUUUUGUGAAAUUUGGAUUGAAUUGACGUUGCCAGAAUGGCCCUUUUUUGUAACUCCCGACGUGUGUCUUUAUAAGACAUACCUCUUAAUGGACAAAUAGGAAUGUUAGUUAAAAAACAAACCCAAAACCCCUAAACAAACUGCAAACUCAGUCUGGCUGUAGUUUAUUUCUUUGUAAUUAAGAGGGACUCUAUGUGUCCUUUUACUUAGUUGACGUAAAUCCUCAUUGAAAAGCCUGCUAUGGAAGCUUAAGAGAUGUUGGCCAGGCUUUGCAGGGAGCACUGGGCAGGGACCAGAGAAUAUUAGCUGUUAUGUAAAAGGUUUUUCUUUUUCUUUUUGACACAACACUGGGAGUCCUGGAGGUCUCCAAGGUGAAACAUUAAACGUCUCACCAGGAGAGAAAUUGAAGGUAUCAAUAAAUUCAUUCUGUUUUUAGCCUAUAUCCCCAUUGUUUUGCUACUUUUUUGUAUUCUCAUGUAUUUUUAUAUAUAAGUAUACUUAAAUUUUUCUGUCGUUCACUUUUUAUUGAAGUAAUAUUUUCAAGACCACAGUUGUUUCUAAAGUGACAUGAAGGGCAUGGAUCAUUCCUUCAUUUUUACCCAAAAGGUUCAGUUUGAACUCAUUUCCAAUAGCAGCUCUUUGUCUUGGUAAAAAAAAAAUCACUGCCCCACAUGAUGUGUAGUCUGUUUCUAUCCUUUGUUUUUGCAAAGAAAUCCGGUGCAUUUAAAGUACACAAAACAACAUUUUGCCUGAAACCCAAAAUCUACUCUCCUGUCAUGGUUUAAAUGAUUCCAGAGGCAUGUAAAACUUUGUGAUGGCCAUUCAUUCACUCAUCUCACUUUUUUGGAACACACGUGACCUCUUGUAGCCUUUUGGUGCUCAGUCAGGCGGGGUAAGGUCGACCAGAUGUAAUUGGCUUUCAAAAUGUUACAGUGACGUAGGAGGAGAGCAGUUUUCUUCCACGAGAGAAGAUCAGCAAAUGUGCCAGCACAUCGGGACAUUCUGUGUUAAUGUGUGUAUUGUAUUUGUUCUGUCUAUAAAAUACAGUAUGUACAACCAGACUUAUUAGCCUAAACUCUGCCAUUAUUGUCAUUAAGUGGCUGUUGCGAGUUUAACAUGUUUCCCUCCCCCCUCCCUUCUUUUUGGUGUAAAUGUGUUUACCUUAUGGCACUAGUGAUUGUACUUUAAGUGCACCUAGUGGUGUUUGGAUUUGGGGAACUGAACCAUGUGUUAGGGUCCAGUGUUACAUUGUUUUUAUCUUUGGCCUACAACAUAUGAAUGUGAAAAAAAUACAUUACAAAAACUGACGUGGACCAGACGUACAUAUACAUAACAGUAGUACAGUAUGUGUGUAUUUAACAGUAAUCUUUUUGCAAAGCAGUCAGUACAGUAGAUGUCGCAGUUGUUUUACCAGUAGAGGGCGGUAUUGAUAGAGCAGUUCUUUUUUUUUUUUUUCUGACCAUAAGCUUCUCAGGCGUGUGGCAUAUUAUGCAGACUUCAUAAAACACUAAUAAAGAUUUUUAUUCUCAUGA
This is a messenger RNA of Hippoglossus stenolepis (Pacific halibut), 3874 nucleotides long. RefSeq names its product mothers against decapentaplegic homolog 2. The transcript has 11 exons. Gene Ontology annotation, molecular function: RNA polymerase II cis-regulatory region sequence-specific DNA binding; DNA-binding transcription factor activity, RNA polymerase II-specific; I-SMAD binding. Bases 337 to 1740 code for a protein of 467 amino acids. The record is from RefSeq and is a predicted model, not a curated record. Gene Ontology annotation, biological process: cell differentiation; regulation of transcription by RNA polymerase II; BMP signaling pathway. NCBI's taxonomy places the organism in Eukaryota, Metazoa, Chordata, Actinopteri, Pleuronectiformes, Pleuronectidae. Gene Ontology annotation, cellular component: heteromeric SMAD protein complex.